AACAAUACUGUUUUCACCUUCACCCACUUCACUACCCUCCCCCCCCUCUCUCUGUCUCUCUCUCUCUUCUUCUUCACACCAAUUCACAAAUAAGCAAAAGCACCACUGCUAGAUAGAAGAGAGAGAAUUAAGGAACCAGAAAGAUAACAUCAAAAUCAAUAAACCUAAGAUGCUGCUCGGAAAGAGACCUCGUCCUCCAAUGAAGAGAACAACAAGCAUGUCCGAAAUGACCUUGGAUCUGAACACAGCCGCCGAUGCCGCCGCCGCCGCCGACCAACAGAGAUCAGGUGUUGGUCCCUCGGCAGCAGCAGAUCAGACUACGAGGAUGUUGGCAUCACCCAAAAUCCUCAGAAGACAUUCUUCGUAUUUCGGCGACGCGCGUCACUUCCUUCGUGCGUGUUCCCUCUGCAAACGCCCUCUCGUGCCCGGUCGCGACAUCUACAUGUACAGGGGUGAUAGUGCUUUCUGCAGCCUGGAGUGUCGCCAACAGCAGAUAAACCAGGACGAGAGAAAGGAGAAGUUUGUCAUGGCGUCGAAGAAAAAAGUUGUGGCUCCUCCGCCGUCUGGGUCUCAAGUCGUGGCUACCGCCACCAAGGGUUAAACCACCGUGGUGGCGUUGUAGAUUUGAAAUCCAAACCAAACAUGUCAAAAAACAUGUUUACAUACCUCUCUCUCUCUCUCUCUUUUUCUAGUACCUUUUUCUUAUCUUUCUUUUUUUUUUUUUUUAGUUUUUACCGUGGCGACAUUUUGGAUAAUAGGAGUGGGUGGUUUUCCUUGCUUACAUGGGCAAACUGGGCAAGUGUUAUUUUUGGAACUUGGAAGUACCUUGUUGUAAUCCCCUUGGGAUUUUGAUUCCAUAGAUAAUUAAAAUGGAAAACAAAAUUUAAAAUUGUAAUUCA
Glycine soja is the source of this 899-nucleotide messenger RNA. Its product is annotated as FCS-Like Zinc finger 6-like. The transcript has 2 exons. NCBI's taxonomy places the organism in Eukaryota, Viridiplantae, Streptophyta, Magnoliopsida, Fabales, Fabaceae. The record is from RefSeq and is a predicted model, not a curated record. The coding region runs from base 170 to 601 and encodes 143 amino acids.